UACGUCAACGCACAUGACGUUCCCCACGUUUGAGUUAGUAACACGAAACUGUAAGUCGGCGACUCGUUCGACACCUAUUUGAAAAUUUACGCCCGCAUCAAGCUACAUCAGCCAACAACUUGGUUUCAUUUUUUUUAUCUACGCCGAUGCGCCACUUACCUCGUUCGGUGGUACGUUGCUUUAUUUUGCACGAUUAAAACUGGUUCUCUUAUUGAUAGUAGACCGAUUUGGCUAUCGCUGUGUCGCACUCGCCGACGGGUAUUUAAACUUGCAGCCGCGAAAGUUACUUGCAUUUCUUCGUUGCCACUGCGAGGAAAAUGAAGCAUUUACCGGUGCGUUUCGUUUUGCUUGUUUCGAAUCUGUUUCUGCUCGACUACUCGGCCAUGGUAACAGGAACGAUACUCUUUAGACCCGAGCUCUUCGCCGACGACAUCUGCGGGGAAAAUGAAAUUUUCAGUUAUUGUUACGCGAAUCCGAGUUGCGAAAAGAGUUGCGAUAAUAUCGAUGUCUGGGAGUCGGUGCCUUGCAUCCGGACGAAAAAUUGCUUGAGCGGUUGCAUCUGCGAGCAAGGAUACGUACGCGACAAGAGCCAAGGAAUUUGCAUUUUGGAGAACAUGUGUCCGAGAGUCAGGCAUUAGUCUCCGGACGAAGCCGAUGGUUUGUGUCAUUUGAUUCAGUAGAGAUAUGUCGAUUAAUAUAUUCACAUAUAUUAGAAGAUAUUAGAAAAAAAAAAAAAAUAUAUGAAAAACUAAUUGUACUUUA
Molecule: messenger RNA, 762 nt
Organism: Frieseomelitta varia
Lineage: Eukaryota; Metazoa; Arthropoda; Insecta; Hymenoptera; Apidae
Product: venom serine protease inhibitor-like
Exons: 2
Coding region: 318-638 (106 amino acids)
Source: RefSeq, a predicted model, not a curated record